Caenorhabditis angaria is the source of this 3300-nucleotide messenger RNA. Lineage: Eukaryota; Metazoa; Nematoda; Chromadorea; Rhabditida; Rhabditidae. The record is from the annotation of a GenBank genome assembly.
AUGACAUCAACAUCGCCUGCUCUUUGGUCGACAAUUCCAACACAGGUUGAUGUUGGAAGCACGAAGGAUGCCAUUUUACCGGACUCGAUUUAUGGUAAGUUCAGGCCAGAACUUGAGAAUAGGAUUCUUAGAACUUAAAUUGCAAGCCUAGGAAACUAAAAGGUGAGCCUAAGCCUAAAUUAAGCCUAACAUAAGGCUAACCUAAACUUAGGCUAAGCCUAGCCUAAGCCUAACCUAUCUCCCAAGCCUAACCCAAAGUGCACCACUAAAACUUGCGCAAAAAACCCCAACCCAAAUGACCCCUGCACCCUCUCACUUCUCCACACUAUUUUUCUGACCUGUCCUCCUGGCUGCUCACUUUUUCUGUUGCUCCACCGAAAUGGGCGGAGCCAAAUGGGCGGAGCCUUGUGGUGCUAAUGGUGAUGUAUUCUUCUUAAUUGUAUGGUUGUCGGAUGGCGUUGGUGUAUUUUGUUGUUUUUUUUUGGGUGAUUUAUGGGUGGCGGGGAUUAUGCUUUGAGAGGUUAGACGUUUUUUUUUGAGUUGAGUUGAGUUUAUAAGUGUGCUCCGCUUUUGAUCUUACCGCUUUUUUGUUUUUGAAUUGCUGAGAUUUUGACACCAAAAAUUUAGAUUUUUGAAUUUUUUGAAACGUAUAUUUUUAGGGUUAGGCUUAGAUCAGGCUUGUGCGGAAACGGAAAACGCGUUUUCCGAUUUUCCGACUUUUUGGGAAAAUUUCGGAAAAAAUACGAGUCGGAAAAUUUUCCGGCCUAAAAAUUCGGAAAACUUUUGGUCGGAAAAUUUUUCCGACGAAUAUUUUCGGAAAAAAUUAUUUUCCGAAAAUUUUCCGAGACUAAUAAUUUUCCGAAAAAGUGAAAAAAUAGGUGAUUUUCAGGAAUUUUUGCUAAUUUUAUCAAAAAAUAAUUUUGGUAAUUGUGAAAAAUAUACGAAUUUGUUAGUAAUAUUUAACUAAAGUGACAAAAUAUUGUGAAAACUGCCGAAUUUGUUGAAACUACUUCAAAACAACUCAAAAACCAACAAAUAAGCCUAUUAUUUCUUCAUUGAAAUUUUUUCCGAAAUUUUCCGAUUUUCCGGAAAAUUGAGUCGGAAAAAACAGUCGGAAAACUUUUUUCCGAAAAUAAAAAGUCGGAAAAUAACUUCGGAAAACUUUUUCCGACCGGAUGGUUUCGGAAAAACACGGUUUUCCGAAAUUUUCCGAAAACCUAUUUUCCGCACAAGCCUGGCUUAGAUCUAGGCUUCUGAAAAAUCAAUAUUCCUUCCCGGCUCCCCAAACGCAAGCUACAUACACAAUAUUACAUACAUGGGUGCUAAAAACUUGUGAACAUCAAAUAUUUACUCCUCCCACUUUCUCCUCGCCCAAAACAAACAUUUCUAUUGUUCUUUCUCUCAGGUACAACAUCAACCUCUUCAACUUCCUCCACAACUACCGUAACCUAUCCCAACUACAGUACCCCAACAAACUACAGUACUACCACCGGCUAUCAAAUGUAUACAACGGGUGCGACACCAGCGAGUUAUUAUCAACAAGUCGCAUCGAAUUUGCGAGCUCAGACAACAUUUCCAUACAAUUUGACGACGCCGAGUUAUUAUGCGGCAGCUAGCGGAACAUAUCCGGUUGACUAUUCCGCAGCUUAUAAUCCUCAACAAUAUUAUCAGCGAUACUACAAUCCACUUGCGACUUAUUCGCUAGGCGACAUUGCUGCCGCGUCUUCAGCGACUGGCGGAAAUGCGGAUGUUUCGGCAGCGGCCGGAUUUCCGCUGAACAUGAAGGAGAUCAAGAAAUCGGCCAAGAAUUCGUCGAAAAAUGCGGGAAGUUCGGGGAAGAAGAAAAAUGGCUCGUGUUCACCGGGAGACGAAGUUUAUGCAAGAGUUUUUAUUUGGGAUAUUGAUGAUAUUACGAUGCUUUCCAGAAAUAUUAUUGCUCAGGUUACACAACAGGUAAGAUAGAGAGAUUGGAACCCUACAGUACUAUGUUCCUUUAAGCUUUCCUACUGUACACAAUGUCCCUUUAAAUCUUAGGGUUUCCAACUAGAACUAUGAUUACUGUAGCAAUAGAUCCUCCAGAUUCAAAUUCUAAAUUCUACAUCCCAAAAUCUCUCUUGCAGUUCCCCCACUUGGCAUCCGCUGGUAUUUCCCUCUAUCAACUCAUCGAACGUGUUGUCGCCGUCAAUUUUUCGGAUCCCAACGAACUUCAAGAAGGCGAUGUGAUCAAUAUCGAAGAUGCCGUGAUUGAUGAAACUGUCAUCGAUGGUCCCAUUGAUAACUUGCGCGGUUUGGAUAUUAUGCGUCGCGUGGCACCCAAAUAUCAGGCAUUGCGUCAAUUUUAUGCCGAGAUAUCGGAGGGAUUCAAGGCCGAGAAACCGAUUUUGAGCUAUGGUGAGUGCUUGGGUUGGGUACUGUAGAUGUAGAUCGUUACCGUAACCCUACAGUAGGUAGAUAGGAUUUCUACAGUACCUCUAGGUUGAAGGGACACGCUCAAAAAUCCGAAAAAUUGUACGUUUCAAAAUUUUUUGAUAUUUUGAAUGUUAGAAUUUUCGGAGAUAUCAAUAUGAACAAUUCCAUAUUUUUCUUCAAAUUUCAGUCAAAGCCUUAGAGUACUGUAGGUUGCAUAUAAGAGAUUACUGUAUGUCCUGUAUCAGAUUACGGUAUUAGCAAUAUAGAAUAUACCGCGCAGCGAGUGUUUGUCCCUUUAAGCUUCCUACUGUAACUUAGGGGUGGUCUGUAUUUAGAAGUAGAUACAGUUCUUCCGAGCACAUGUUUCUGUCCCUUUAAAGGUCAGGCAGGGAGUACAGUAUCCCCCGCCACCAAGACACAUUCUAUCCUUCUUAAUUUCUAGAACUUCUCGAACGGUGUGGAAUGGCUACUCAAGAAGUCGACCUCUGUCAAUCAGCCGCCCAACUUCAAACUCUUUUCAAUCAACGUUGGCAAUGUGCCAACAGAUGUCUCGAAUUAGUUACGAAAAGAAGCGCAGAAUCACACGAAAAAUACGCAAAUGUAGUAAUUUGCGCGGAAGGUGUUGCGUACGCUGCCGCGCAAUUAUUGGUCGCCGGUCAAUCCGCAACAAUUCCAAUCGAUAAUAUAUUUUCAACAACAAAAGCGUCAAAAGAAUCAAUUUUCGAGAAAAUCCAAAGUAAAUACGGCAAAAAAUGCAGUUUUGUUUCGGUCACAAGUUCGGCUGAAACAUCAGGAAUCGCGAAAAAACUGGCAAUUCCAGUUUGGCCUGUUGGAGCAAGUGAUGAUUUAGAGAAACUGUAUACUGCACAGAGAAAUUAUUUGCUUGGAUAA